UGUGCGCCUCUCAGAUGACAUCACGGCUUUAAAUAUUCCCGUUGCUUAUUCCCACCGUCCUCAUCACCACCACCACCACCACUACUCCACCAGCAGAAAGAAAGAAAGAGACUCACGGUGUUCAACCAACGAUGUGUCUGUAGCUCGUAGCUUUGGUUCAAGUUGAAACAACCGUAUCUAGUCUAGCAGACACCGCUGCCCUCACUGUCCGCUGACCAGGUCCUCCUACUGGGGGAGAAAACGCGCCUACUGGGCUUCCUCAGUGCGGAGGUGGAGAAGAAGAGGUCCGAGCUAAGUCGGGCGUGGUAGCAAGAAGAAAAACAAAACCUCAUCUUUGUUAGCCAAAACUUGAGAAAGUAGCAGCCACCAUGUCGCUGUCGGUACCGCAGAACGGAGUAAAGGCGGACAACGAGCCCGUUAUCGAGCUGUUUGUGAAGGCGGGAAGUGAUGGAGAGAGCAUCGGGAACUGCCCCUUCUCCCAGAGGCUCUUCAUGAUCCUGUGGCUUAAAGGAGUCGUCUUCAACGUCACCACGGUGGACCUCAAGAGGAAACCCGCAGACCUCCAGAACCUGGCCCCGGGCACACACCCGCCCUUCGUCACCUUCAACGGCGAGGUCAAAACUGACGUCAACAAGAUCGAGGAGUUCCUUGAGGAUGUCCUCAGCCCACCCAAGUACAUCAAGCUUGGUGCAAGACACCCCGAGUCAAACACAACUGGUAUGGACAUCUUCGCCAAGUUUUCAGCAUUCAUUAAGAACUCCAAACCAGAUGGAAAUGAGGCCCUGGAGCGCGGCCUUCUGAAGACACUGCAGAAGCUGGACGAGUAUCUUCGCUCACCGCUGCCCGACGAGAUCGACCACAACAGCAUCGAGGACGUCAAGGUGUCCGAGCGCAAAUUCUUGGACGGCGAUGAAAUGACCCUGGCCGACUGUAACCUGCUGCCCAAGCUGCAUAUAGUCAAGGUGGUGGCCAAGAAGUACCGAGGCUUUGACAUCCCCAAAGAGAUGACCGCCAUCUGGAAGUACCUGAACAACGCCUACACGCGCGAAGAGUUCACCAACACCUGCCCCAGCGACAAAGAGAUCGAGAUCGCCUACGGAGACGUAGCCAAGAGGCUGGUCAAAUGAGCUCUUCUGUCCUGACCUCCAUCCCACACCCCCUAACCUCCCUCUCUCUCUCUCUCUCUCUCUCUCUCUCUCUCUCUCUCUCUCUACACGCCCCCUCCCGCUCCCCAGCACCUGGACUGAUGUGCUCAUUCACGAGAAAGAAAAAACUCUGGACUUCUUUUCCUUCUCUCCUCAUCUAGAGCAAUGCAUGAACCCUUCUCCAUCAUUUAUUUUUCCCCCACCAGAUUUUUACAAAGACCUCAUUUUAGUUGAUUUAGCAAAAAAGGUCACCGUCGUUCCACCUUUUCAUCAUUAAUUGUUUUUCAUUUGCCGAUGAAUGUUGCGAGAUGGCGAGGCGACGGAGAAGCAGCCGGAAGCGUGUAUCAGUGCUUAUCGAUGUCGGGAGCCUCGUCAAACACGCUCCCUGAUAAGUGACCUUCGAGCUGACCUUCUCUCUGCGUUGCAGGGGGAAAGGUCACGAGCUGUUGUUCAUUUUUCUGUUGUCUGUUUAAUAUUGAUAUAGCUCUUUUGUAGGAUUGCUUUAAAAUGAACACCGAGAAGCAGUUUUCUUUCUGUCUUUUGGCUUGUUGAGAGGCAUUGUAAACAGUGUUGAAGCUUCAGUGUUUUUGGCUCCAGUAGAAGCUAAUCCUAACCAGAGGGGUUGACAUAUCAAGUGGGAGGUGCUUUUAUUUUAAUGUUGAGCUGCUUAAAAUAAAUCAAAAUAAUUGUAACUGCAGGUAAAGCCACCUGGUAUCCAUGCUCUGAUUUUCCUCAUUGUAGCUCAGCUCAGUAGAAGUGUAGGGUGUUUUCCUGUCCCCCGCUGCAGAAGUAACAACUCAGGACGAAUCAAACCUGAAAUAUUCAACCGUAUGUAGCGUACAGGUGUAGAUGUCUAGAGCGGCCUUUUUGUUAAUCACCACAGCAAAGCUCGCUGACUCUUUCUUCUCUUGCGAAGCAUGAAGGAAAGUCUCUGGUCGUGCUGACCGUAGCGGUAGUUUUUGAUUACACGUGGCAGACCAAAAAAGGGGCACAUUAUACUGGUCUCACUGUGGAUAGGAUGACUAAACGAAAAGAAAAAGAAACCACACACUCUCACUGUUUCCUUCUCCAUAGCGUACACAAUGAAGGACACAAAGAUAUUUAUGACGAAUGGAGGAAAGUAGCAAUGAAACGAAUACCUUUCUCUUCAGUAUGUAGAUUGAUCUCUAUGGUAGUGAAUGUAUGUUAUGAUACAGUAGCUCCAAAAGUGCUUUAGUGUGGAGGACUAAGCAAAAGCCUUGUUUUUGUUUUUUCUCCCGUUUGCCAUGUUUUUCAGACAUUUGUUAUGAAACAAAUUUGAUAAAAAAAAAAAAAGGAAUUGUAAAUAUUUGUUUUGAUUGCUCAGAAUUCAAUGUGUAAAUUUUAUACAUUUCAUCUGAAUUUUGAGGGAAAAUGGGCUAAUUUCUUGCCUGCUUGGAUUUUAAUUCUAGAUAAACCAUCUCCUCUUUGCCUUACUUGUUUUUCUUUCUGCGGAUGUUUUGCAGAACGGUUUUUCAGAGAUCGUUUCAUUACAACAUGAGUGUGAUGUUGUACAAAGAAAAUAUCCGAGCUAUGUCAUGGCUUUUUUUUUUUAACAAUAUUUACUGAAUUGAAAUAAACUUAUUGGCACUCUG
Messenger RNA from Sebastes umbrosus (honeycomb rockfish), 2758 nucleotides. It is a transcript of the gene clic4, whose product is annotated as chloride intracellular channel 4. NCBI's taxonomy places the organism in Eukaryota, Metazoa, Chordata, Actinopteri, Perciformes, Sebastidae. The record is from RefSeq and is a predicted model, not a curated record. Bases 369 to 1127 code for a protein of 252 amino acids. The transcript is spliced from 6 exons.